This is a messenger RNA of Paramecium pentaurelia, 450 nucleotides long. The record is from the annotation of a GenBank genome assembly. Lineage: Eukaryota; Ciliophora; Oligohymenophorea; Peniculida; Parameciidae.
GUGUGUCACAUUAAAAUGUGUAUUGCCAUAAUCUGAUAAUUUGAUAAGCUUUUAAAUAUUAGAGAAAUGAUUUUAUUUUUUGGAAACCAUUGUUUGAUAGAAGACCUAUCAAUAUAAUUCAACAAUAAUGCAAGACUUGAAUUAAGUGUAGUAAAUUAUCAACUAAAUCUAAGGAGAAAAUAAAGAUAUCAAAAUAGGAUUUACAUAAACUCUACCAUAAAUUAAUAAAAAGUCUAAUUAUUGGUUGGAAUUGGUUUCCAUUAUCAUUACUAGAUUGCAAUAAUUAAAAAUUACUCAAGAUUAAAGUAUAUAAUAUUAAAAUUAACUAAAAUUAUAUAAUAUCAUUUUAUAUUUUAGGAAUUGCAAAUAAAGCAUAAUAAAGUUUUGGAUUUGAUAAUUAGUAAUAGAGCAAAAAUCAAAGUAUUAAGUAAUAAAUUAACUUAAAAAUGA